Molecule: messenger RNA, 2942 nt
Organism: Branchiostoma belcheri (Belcher's lancelet)
Lineage: Eukaryota; Metazoa; Chordata; Leptocardii; Amphioxiformes; Branchiostomatidae
Product: ankyrin repeat and IBR domain-containing protein 1-like
Exons: 18
Coding region: 771-2942 (723 amino acids)
Biological process (GO): ubiquitin-dependent protein catabolic process; protein polyubiquitination; positive regulation of proteasomal ubiquitin-dependent protein catabolic process
Cellular component (GO): ubiquitin ligase complex; cytoplasm
Molecular function (GO): ubiquitin protein ligase activity; zinc ion binding; ubiquitin conjugating enzyme binding
Source: RefSeq, a predicted model, not a curated record
AUCUCCCAGAGUGCACCGCGACAAGAUGGCUGCCAAAGGACCGUACUAUGUUCCUGAGUAGGUGACGACAGCAUCAGCAAUUUUGAAUCUGGCUAGGACCAGUGGAUAUCCAAGUCUUCCAUCACCCUCUCCCCCCACAGCCCUUGUAAUGGACUAGUCCACCUAUAGACUGGAGGCUGCUUCAUGGGAAUGUACCAUUUGAUAAGAGGGGUAGCAUUCACUGCUCAAGUCUUCCAUCCUGUCACCCCUGGUCUUGAAAUGGAAUCAUCUCAACUGUUGUCAUACUAAGACUGAAGUGGCAUGUGCCAUUUUCUGAGAGGGGGUUUUUAGAAUCCUUUUUUGUCACCUACAUGAAGCAAAUUUGCAAACUAUGUAAUUAUGCAUAUUGUAUCUAUGCAAUUCAUUGAUAUUUACUUUAUUUAAAACUUAACUUUAAAAAAGAGAAGAGUUAAUUUUGUCAACUUCUGUGAAGUAUUUUGGUUACUUUUAUGAUUUUCAAAACACUCGAAUUUCGAACUGAUCAUAUAGAUAUAUAUGAAACUGAAUAGCAAUAAUUGUUUAAUAUGUAAAAUUAUGAUAUUGUGAAAAAUAUCAUUUCUCAUUCUGGCUACGCCAAUAUCAUACAGGGUUUUUAAUCAUGUAAUGAUUUUUUUGAAAGCUGUAUUGUAAUCAGCUAAAACACUAGUGUUGCACAAUCCAAAAUGUACGAAAAAGAAAAAUCUGGACCAUCAUUUUUCGGCUUGUAUGGUGACAGUUUCGCGUAAGAAAACAUGGGGGGUAUUUCCUCGCGGUUCCGAAAAGCGAUACAGACUGGUGACCAGACGUUGGCGCUGCAGAUUUAUAAUAGCAGCCGCGAUCUGCGGGAAAAUCUGGACCCAAACUUGUCGUACGGAGAAAACCAUGGUAACAACACCGCCAUGCACUAUGUCUCACUGUACGGACAGAAGGUCCUCAUAAGAGUUUUCUUGGAUUUCCACAACGGGAAUCCCAACAAGAGGAACGCCAACUCUCUCACCUCUCUUCAUGAGGCCUGCAUCUGUGCCAACAGUAAUGACCCUGAUGUACAGGUUGAUCGUGCGGAGUGUGUACAGAUGCUGCUGGCCUGGCAGGGCCCUCCCCUGGGGAACGGUCGCUACGAGAGAGUGGACGUAGCCGCCACCGACGCCUACGGAAACUCGGCCUUACACUACGCCGCCUUGUCUGGACUCAAGAAAUGUGUGGAGCUGAUAGUGGCCCAUGGUGCACCACUGUUCCAGGAGAACAAGGAUGGACACACACCGUGUGACUGUGCUGCCAUACACCGCCAUGCCGACAUCGCUGCUCUGCUCGAGUCCAAGAUGGUUUUUGCUGCUGCAGAAAAUGAAGACCCAGAAGUUUCAGAUGGGAUCUAUACCAUCAAACGAGAUGAGUCCUACAGUGGAUUACGCAGCCAGGAGCUUCAGGAAGCGAAGGACUCACUGCUGAUAGAGACAGCUGACAUGCUACAUGUACCUCUCUUCACGGCAGAGGCACUGCUCCGAAACAAUGAGUGGUCCAAGGAGAUGUUGCUGGAGGGGUGGAUGCGGGACCCGGUGGCCUGCUGUGAGAAAGCAGGGGUCAAACCGCCAGACAGCGUCCUGGCCGAGCUGGGCAAGAAGGAGGAGGGUGCAGGAGAGGACCUUGAACAGAGAGACAGGGCUGACUCAGAAACAUUGUGUGACAUCUGUGCAGGUCCUGUAUCAGCUGAUGAUGAACCAGUGGACAUCCCCUGUGCUCAUCAGUUCUGUCAGGAGUGCUGGGAAAGGUACCUAAGUUUGAAGAUCAAAGAUGGCAGCACAGGGGACAUACAGUGCCCCGGGUACGAGUGCAGCCAGCUGGUUCCCGUGGAGACCAUAGAGAAGCUUGUUCCCAGGGAGAUGGCCAUGAGGUACCAGCAGUUUGAUAUCAAAGCUUUUGUGGAGACCAAUCCCCACAUCAAGUGGUGUCCGUUCCCCGGGUGUGGCAGAGCUGUCAGGCUCCCGUCAGAGUCAGGAACCGCUCCCAUUGGUGCAGAGGCACAGACUUCUCAUGCAGUGGAUUGUGGGAAUGGUCACUUCUUCUGCUGGGAGUGUCUAGGUGAGGUCCAUGAGCCCAGCAGUUGUGACCAGUGGAAACAGUGGCAGCACAAAAUCACUGAGAUUGACCCAACACAAGUACCAGAGAAGAAGACAGAGGUAGACACAGAGGCAGAAACCACAGCUAACUGUCUGUGGCUGGUCACCAACACAAAACCCUGCCCCAAGUGUAAGGUCUACAUCCAGAAAAAUGAGGGCUGCAACCACAUGAAGUGUACCAAGUGUAAGUAUGACUUCUGCUGGGUAUGCCUGGAGGACUGGGAGAAACACAGCUCCUCCACAGGUGGUUACUUCAGGUGUAACAGGUACGAGGUGGUGCAGAAGGUGGAGGAGGAGACCAAACUACUCACAGAGGAGGCAAGAGAAAAGAAUGAGAAGGCACAAGAACUCAGCCGUCUGAUGCACUACUACACCAGGUUCAAAAACCACGACAACAGCUUUAGAAUAGAGGAAGCCUACCUGCGGACUGCCAUGAGAAAGAUGAACGACCUUGCCCUGGCAGCCGCAAGUACAGGUAAAUUUGGGAACCAGAGGGUGAGUACCAAGUUUGUGGAGGAAGCCAUCCGUGAACUGCUGUCUGCCCGGCGUGUGCUGAAGUUCUCCUACUGCUAUGGCUACUAUGUAGGAGAUGCCAGGAAAAGGAGGAUAUUUGAAGAUAUCCAGACGGAACUAGAGGAGGCUACAGAGACGCUGUCCCAGAUGAUAGCGAGGCCGUACCUCCGUACGCCGAGGUCAAAGAUCAUCCAGGGCGCCCAGCUGACUCAGCGGAAACGACACGACUUCCUGGCGGCAGUAGAGAAGGGCCUUCUGCCACCGGAGACUCCGCCAUCAGAAAGGAGAAGGAUGUGA